CGCACUGAACACUUGCCCAGCUCCCUCCUCCCUACUUUAAUGCUAGCUAAGAUGGUGGUUUGAGCGUAAAUUGUCUCCACAAUACUAAGAAAAGAAAGGGGACAAAACAUCUUUACAGCCUUUUAAUCACAGCAGAACAACAUAACUACGGUUAUACUAAGUGACCGGUUAUAUAAAUUUGGACAUUUCAGACGCAGUGGCUCGCAGUCCCCGCCCAAUUUGGUGUGACUCCCUUGGAGUGGAAUCCUAAGCUAAAUACGGACAGGCCCUGUGCUCUGUGACCAGCCUCAGCACUCACCCUCAUCACACCAUAGGAUGUCCCACAGCCCUGAGAUGAAGGACGACCCCAUGGAGUGCCCUCUGUGCAUGGAGCCGCUGGAGAUUGAUGACGUCAACUUCUUCCCCUGCACCUGCGGCUAUCAGAUCUGCCGCUUCUGUUGGCAUCGCAUCCGCACAGAUGAGAACGGCCUCUGUCCCGCCUGCAGAAAGCCAUACCCAGAGGACCCUGCUGUCUACAAGCCUCUGUCACAGGAGGAGAUCCAGAGGAUAAAGAACGAAAAGAAGCAGAAACAGAACGAGAAGAAGCAGAAGGUGACAGAAAACCGAAAGCACCUGGCCAGUGUCAGAGUGGUCCAGAGAAACCUGGUGUUUGUGGUUGGGCUCUCACAGCGACUCGCCGACCCGGAGGUCCUAAAACGACCAGAGUAUUUUGGGAGGUUUGGGAAAAUCCAUAAAGUGGUCAUCAACAAUAGCACAUCCUACGCAGGUUCACAGGGGCCCAGUGCCAGCGCUUAUGUCACUUACAUCCGCUCUGAAGAUGCUUUAAGAGCAAUACAGUGUGUGAACAAUGUGGUUGUUGAUGGGAGAACCCUCAAGGCUUCUUUAGGCACAACAAAGUACUGCAGUUACUUCCUUAAAAGUAUGCAGUGUCCCAAACCUGAUUGUAUGUAUCUACAUGAGCUGGGGGAUGAAGCAGCUAGCUUUACUAAAGAGGAAAUGCAGGCAGGGAAACAUCAAGAGUAUGAGCAGAAACUCCUCCAAGACCUCUAUAAAAUUAACCCUAGCUUUCUACAACCUCCAGCAUGUGGAACAGAGAAGUCAAAGAGUAAAUCCAACUCCACACAGAGAUCCAACAGUACCAAUGGUAAAGAUGGGUGGCCGACGCUGUCAGGACACAACAAACUGGCCAACGGGCUUUCAGAGGACCGCAAGUCUCCUCCGCUGCUAGACUAUCUAGACCAAGAAGUUAAUGCUUCAGAUGGGCUAGAAACAGAUCUGGUUCCUGGUCAGCGUUCUGCAUUGUCCCCCUUCUCCUCUAACUGUGACAGCAACAGUCCCAGUGACAAACCUCCAGAGUCGAUCGCUAUGGUGAACGGAGAGACUUUACAACAGAUGCCCAUCAGUGACUCCCCCUCUCCUCCCCCGGGUUUAACCAAGCCCAGCCUUGUGGUGCCCAUCAGCGUGUCAGACCUCACAGCCCGUUCACCCUUCGAGGGAGCGGCGGCUGAGUCCCAGUCGCUCUUUUCAGACAACAGUAACUUCAGACAUCCUAACCCUCUGCCCGCCGGCCUGCCCCCUUUCCCCAGCUCCCCCCGCAGCAAUUCUGACUGGCCCAUGACCCCUGAACCACAGAGCCUCUUCACGUCAGACACAAUACCAGUGUCUUCUUCCACAGACUGGCAGGCGGCCUUUGGCUUCGGCUCGUCCAGCAAACAGCAGGACGACGAUCUGGGCUUCGAUCCUUUCGACGUCACUCGUAAGGCCCUGGCCGACCUGAUAGAGAAGGAACUGUCGGUGCAGGAUCAGAGCCCCCUGUCCCCGGGGCUUCUCUCCCACGGCGGGAGCAACCACAGCCUCGGCCUGCCUCCUCUCAACCCCAACGCCGGCGCCUCCUCUCACCACUUCCCCAGCGGCCUGCCACGCCUCCCCCAGCUCCACCACAGAGCCAUCUACAGCUCCUUCAGUUUCCCCGGCAGUCAGAACAGCCAGGCCAGUCAGCAGCAGCAGCAGCAGCAGCAGCAGCAGCAGCAGCAGCAGCAGCAGCAGCCAUCCUCCAGACACCCCUGGAUGGGCGUCCCGACACGAAACAACCUCACACACUUGAACCACUCAGCCAGUGCUGCCUCACACAGUAAUUUCCUGGACCUGAAUCUGCCCCCUCAGCACAACACAGGGCUGGGAGGGAUCCCCAUCUCAGAAAACAGUGGCUCUAUAGACGGCUUAAAUGUGAAAGAGUGGCAGGACGGCCUCAGAGCUCUCCUGCCCAACAUCAACAUCAAUUUCGGGGGGCUCCCAAACUCCUCUUCCUCGUCAUCCUCCUCAUCCUCCAACAGUGUUAACCACAUUGGUGGGCCGGUCGGGCCAGCAGGCAUCUCACACAGCCUGAGCUGGGACGGCACAGCCAGUUGGAUGGACCCUGCUAUCAUCACAGGCAUCCCGGCCUCAGCAGGCAACAGUUUAGACUGUCUCCAGGACGACAACCCACCACACUGGCUCAAGUCCCUGCAGGCGCUCACAGAGAUGGACGGCCCGGCCAGCUCAGCGGUGCCCACCCCUCCCCAGCCCCUCCACAGCGGCCUCCUCGACGCCCACCUCCCCCUCCACCACAGAGCCGCCGGCGGCUGGGCUCCCUACAUGCCCCCUAACACAGCCAACCCCGCCAGCCAGUUCCACUCCCCUCCCCGCUUCCAGACCGCUUUCAGACCCCGACAGCCCGCCACAGAGCUGUUACAGAGUGCCGCCGUGGACCGCCACUGAACAGACUACAGCCGGCACCCAUCCAUUCCCCCACUACCACUUUAUACCCACUCAUCCUG
This is a messenger RNA of Anoplopoma fimbria (sablefish), 2816 nucleotides long. It is a transcript of the gene cnot4a, whose product is annotated as CCR4-NOT transcription complex, subunit 4a. Gene Ontology annotation, biological process: protein ubiquitination. NCBI's taxonomy places the organism in Eukaryota, Metazoa, Chordata, Actinopteri, Perciformes, Anoplopomatidae. Gene Ontology annotation, cellular component: CCR4-NOT complex. Gene Ontology annotation, molecular function: ubiquitin-protein transferase activity; RNA binding; metal ion binding. The record is from RefSeq and is a predicted model, not a curated record.